Molecule: messenger RNA, 2517 nt
Organism: Botrytis byssoidea
Lineage: Eukaryota; Fungi; Ascomycota; Leotiomycetes; Helotiales; Sclerotiniaceae
Exons: 3
Coding region: 1-2517 (838 amino acids)
Source: RefSeq, a predicted model, not a curated record
AUGCUUUAUCAUGGAUCAAUUUUCAUAUGGGUUUUCAUUCUUACUAAAUGCUCUGAAGUUUUUGCUCAAGCAAAAUUCCAACAAUUUUCGAAUUCUAGCAUAACUUCUACGUCUUAUACUACACAAUCUAACCAAUCUUCGAUCUUCAAUUCGAAGAGUGUACUAGUUGAAUCAUCAGCAGUAUCUUCAUCGAUUUAUAAUGAUGUCGAGACAACUAAUUGUCCAUCGCCGACGUUGAGCCUUCAUACUACUUCUUGGACCAGUAUAGGUACCUCAAGAAAUGAAAGCUCUGCCAAUCCUCCUGCCAUCACUACCAAGCCUCAAUGGCCUGGGAGAUUUAGCGGCGCUACAUAUGACACAGUCCCGGUCAGCAAUCCUACAUCUCAAUGGCCAAGCAAUAACAUAAGCGUGACUUCUAUCCUUACAUCCACCCUUAAUUCUACCUUACGGUCUCAAAGCUACAUUACUUCAAUAACUUUCGAACUCAACACAAACUUCGGUUAUCCAAUUGCGCCCACCAACUCGAGACAAUUGAUCGAUAAUCCAAACACGACUACAUUGUCUUUUCAUCAUCAAACGGUUACUAGUGUUGGGCACAGUGAGACGGGAACUUUCAACAAUACAGUAUUCAACGCAUCCGUCACAUCUCCUGAAUUAGAUCCCGAGACAGAUCCGUGCAUUGCUCUUGAUUCGCCUGACGACGACUAUUAUGAAUUCAUUCUAGUACCCAACACGAAAACAAUUUCACUUGCUAGCAAUGCAACAUACACCCCAAUACCAGAGUUUACACCUCCAACUUAUUGUCCGCCGGGGACAUCGCCAGCAUAUGAGCUACCAUUAUUUCCAUUUGGCAAUGACACCGAUCCGAAUCUGAUAGAUACAAGAGAAUAUCUAACAUUGUCGCCAUCAGCGUCUCCCAGUUAUUCACAAAUAAGGACGACAACCGUUGUUGUUACAAGCAAGAACCCACAGGUUGUUUUUGUCUCUUAUACUCCACCACGUUUCCCGGGAAUUCCAGUAACGAGAAUUGGCAAGCCAUCUACACCAAGUUUUCCGUCAACUUCUACACCAGGCUCUUCAACUAAAGCAGUUAGCCCUGAAACAAACAGUGUAGAGAAUCCUGAUGCAGCAUCUAACGAUGAUGUUGGAUCACCUUCACUUUCUAAAAUUACAGUGGUUGUCCUUGGAGUACCGAUUAUUUUGACACCGAGCAAUGUUAUUAUAAAUGGACAUACGAUUCAAAGGCAGAAUUCGUCUUUAACCAUUAAGCAGAAGGGGCAUAUAUUCACGGUUAAUCCAUAUCAAGUGAUAGGCCCAGGAACAACAUUGACAUUACCAAGUUCAUAUAGAGCUAUCAAAUCCACCAAUUCAGGGGCAACGAGUAUGCAGUCGCAACCAAACCCAACUUCAGCUUCCAGGGCAGGUAGCCAGGAGAAAUCACCAACUUUGAAUACCAAUUCAGGAGAUCCAGGGGCAACGGGUGUGCAACCACAACCAAAUCCAACUCAUAGUUCAGGUGGAGGGAAUGUCGAAAUGUCAGCAAUUUCAACUCUGGUGGAUAACAUUUCGGUAAGAAUAGGAGAAUCUGUUGCCGUCGUGGAUGGCAAGAGCUAUGCAAUAGGUUCGGGAGCUCCUCAAGUCGUAACUGUUAUAAACACCCAGACAAUCACGAUUGGUGUUGCCGGAAUCCAAUUUGGACACACGACUCUGGCGCCUCUACUUGUUGAACCUACGAACCAUGUGAUUAUCGGUGGUGAGCCCAUCAGUGCUGGAAACUCCUUGGCAUAUAUUGAGUCUUCAACGUUUACCUACGGAUCAGGUUUGGCCGUUCAAACUGAUGUAUUCAAUGGACAAACAAUACUCAUUUACCCCAGUGGAGUGGUCUUUGCGCAAACAACUUUAGGAGGCAACUCAAGAUCAGGAAAUCAAAUUGGAGUAGUUGGCGGUCUCUCGGUUACGGAAAUAGGUUCAUCAAUCGCAAUUAUAUCUAGCAUUACGUUCAAUGUUGGGCCUGGUGCUACUCCUACCAAGACAGUGAUCAGUGGAGAAAGUAUAUCUGCAGAUCAAAGCGGCCUGGUACUUGCUGGUACAACUUUAACAUACCCUCUCAUUCUUGCGACACAUCCUGUUACAAUUUUAAAUGUCAUAUUCACGCAAAUUGGAUCAAGUCUAGCAGUUAUAGACGGAACAACCUUUACUUUUGGACCAGGAGCAACACAUACUAGCCAUACAUUCAAUCAACAAACUAUAAAAAUUGGAAGUAAUGGCGUUGAGUUCUCAAAGACCACAUUUAAAAGUGUCUCGGAACCUUCCUCGAUGCAAGCUAUGUCUACAAUUAAAAGUAAAGGAUCGAGGCUCGAAACUACUGGCGAAGACUCAGCAUACACGUCUUCAUCUGCAGCGGCGACGUCUGCAGUGAUGGCAUCUACAGACCAAGAGAGCGACGCUGAAAGGAUCAACGGUCGAUUUGAAAUAUACAGAUGCAUCACUCUUGGUCUCAUUAUGUUGAUGACUUAG